AUGUCGUCCUCUGCUCCCGCAGAAAAGGCCGCUGGUGCCGCCAUUCCUGAUGGCACCACCGACUACAAGCCCCUGCGCUCCGGUUCCGCCUAUGAUUCCUCCAAGGUGCAUAUUGCCGACACUCCCAUGACCUGGUCCAACUGGCACAAGCACGUCAACUGGCUCAACACUACCCUCAUCAUCAUCAUUCCCAUGAUUGGCUUCAUCUCCGCCUACUGGGUACCUCUCAAACUCUAUACUGCCAUUUUUGCUGUCAUCUACUACUUCAACACUGGUCUGGGUAUCACUGCCGGCUACCAUCGCCUCUGGGCUCACUCAUCCUACAAAGCCUCCACUCCCCUCAAGAUUUACCUAGCCUUUGUUGGUGCCGGUGCCGUCGAAGGUUCCAUCCGCUGGUGGUCCCGCGAUCACCGCGCUCAUCAUCGCUACACUGAUACUGACAAAGACCCUUACUCGGUUCGCAAGGGUCUUCUCUAUUCCCACCUCGGCUGGAUGGUUUUCAAGCAGAACCCCAAGCGUACCGGCCGUACCGACAUUACCGAUCUGAACGAGGACCCCGUCGUCGUCUGGCAGCACAAGCAUUACCUCAAGUCGGUCAUCUUCACUGCUCUUGUCUUUCCUACUCUCUUUUGUGGCCUGCUCUGGAAUGACUGGCUGGGUGGCUUCGUUUAUGGCGGCAUUCUCCGUAUUUGGUUCGUUCAGCAGGCUACCUUCUGUGUCAACUCCUUGGCCCAUUGGCUCGGCGACCAGCCUUUUGACGACCGCAACUCGCCUCGCGAUCACGUCAUCACCGCGCUCGUCACUCUUGGCGAGGGUUACCACAACUUUCAUCACGAGUUCCCCUCCGACUACCGCAACGCUAUUGAGUGGUGGCAGUACGACCCUACCAAGUGGGCCAUCUGCACGUGGAAGUUCCUCGGGCUCGCCAGUGACCUCAAGCAGUUUCGCUCCAACGAAAUUGAAAAGGGCCGCGUUCAGCAGCUUCAGAAGAAGCUCGACCAGAAGCGUGCCGGCCUCGACUGGGGCACGCCCCUCGAGCAGCUUCCCGUCAUCUCAUGGGACGACUUCGUCGCCGAGUCCAAGAACGGCAAGGCCCUCGUUGCUAUUGCUGGUGUCAUCCACGACGUGACCGACUUUAUCAAGGAACACCCUGGUGGCAAGGCUCUCAUCAGCUCCGCCAUCGGCAAGGACGCCACGGCCAUCUUCAACGGUGGCGUCUACCUUCAUUCCAACGCUGCCCAUAAUUUGCUGUCCACCAUGCGUGUCGGUGUCCUUCGCGGUGGCUGCGAGGUUGAAAUUUGGAAGCGCGCCCAGUUUGAGAACAAGGACGUCUCCUAUGUCAACGACUCGACAGGCCAGCGCAUCAUCCGUGCCGGCAACCAGGUCACCAAGGUCGUUGCUCCUGUUGCCAGUGCUGAUGCCGCGUAA
Beauveria bassiana ARSEF 2860 is the source of this 1428-nucleotide messenger RNA. RefSeq names its product cytochrome b5-like Heme/Steroid binding domain-containing protein. Bases 1 to 1428 code for a protein of 475 amino acids. The transcript has 2 exons. Gene Ontology annotation, cellular component: endoplasmic reticulum membrane. Gene Ontology annotation, molecular function: iron ion binding; heme binding; stearoyl-CoA 9-desaturase activity. The record is from RefSeq and is a predicted model, not a curated record. Gene Ontology annotation, biological process: unsaturated fatty acid biosynthetic process. Lineage: Eukaryota; Fungi; Ascomycota; Sordariomycetes; Hypocreales; Cordycipitaceae.